UAACUCUAGAUAUUAUACCUCUGUGAUUUUCAAUACAUACCUCCGGUUUAUUUAUUUCUCGUCAUUAAACGGAGGGCUUCGCAGGGAAAUAUUAAUAUUUAAGUAGAAAAUAAAUCGAUUGUAUCAAUUAAAAUGUCUUACCAGCUGUACAGAAACACAACACUAGGCAAUACUUUACAGGAGAGUCUUGACGAACUCAUCCAGUAUGGACAGAUAACUCCUCAACUUGCAAUCAAAGUUCUUCUGCAAUUCGACAAAGCUAUUAAUCAGGCUCUUGCCACGAGAGUCAAGUCCAGGUUAACUUUUAAGGCUGGAAAACUGAACACUUAUAGGUUCUGUGAUAAUGUUUGGACGUUUAUGCUGAAAGAUGUCGAGUUUCGUGAAGUGCAAGAAAUGGCUAAUAUUGGAACUGUUAAAAUAGUCGCCUGUGAUGGAAAAACUCUAGACGCUGAUGGUGCGGCGAGACGAUAACGAAGAGUACAAAUACUUAUAAAAUGGGCAUAAUCUUCAUCACUGGAACAACAAUAUUCGUGCAACAUCGGAGAUCAUCAGAUACACUAAACCAUUGAUCAGUCUGUCCAGUAAACAAAUUCAGGAAUAGUCAGACUGAAAGAAUAAUGUAAUAUUGGAAAAAAAUUAUUCUGUUAUUAUUUUGUGUAUUUAAUAUUUUUGACGACUCUGUAUACGUUUACAUUGUGAUGCUAUUUCCUAUUUCAACGAUAGUUCAUCAUCAAUAAACGAAGAUAUUUCAUGUAGCAAUAAAUAUAAUUUUUCAAUA
Molecule: messenger RNA, 778 nt
Organism: Fopius arisanus
Lineage: Eukaryota; Metazoa; Arthropoda; Insecta; Hymenoptera; Braconidae
Gene: TfIIA-S
Product: Transcription-factor-IIA-S
Exons: 4
Coding region: 133-471 (112 amino acids)
Biological process (GO): transcription initiation at RNA polymerase II promoter; RNA polymerase II preinitiation complex assembly
Cellular component (GO): transcription factor TFIIA complex
Molecular function (GO): TBP-class protein binding; RNA polymerase II general transcription initiation factor activity
Source: RefSeq, a predicted model, not a curated record